AGUACAGCCUUCGCUCACACAUCCAUACUACUCAAAGGCAGGAAAUGCUUUCUAGGCAGUGCGGGUCUGGCGGCGGAGGCCCCCUUGCACAAAACAUCAGUCUGAAUUUAGGAGACAGAAGUCACUAGGAGAGAGUUGACAGAACUCGGCGAGCCCAAGGCCGUCUCCAGCUGCCCGGCCCGGAGCGGAUGGGGGGCCGAGGUGGGCGGGGGAAGGGGGCCGGGUCCGAACCGCACAUCUAGAACGACGGCUCAUACCAGAGGAGCGAUCUUCCCCCGCCGAGGAACCGGGGUGGACGUGGUGGGAGAAACCAACGGGGAUGGAUUUCGGACCCGACCCGGGGAUUUAGGACAGCCUGGCCUUUCCUUUCCACCUCCUCGCCGGUUCGAUGCUGAGGCGAGGACGCGUCCCUCGCCCCCGGCCCCCCGCGCCGGGCCGCCUCGCUCCGGAACCAUCCGCCCGCUCCGGUCCCGGAGGACGAUGACAUGUCUCUGGCCGUCCGGAAGAGAAGCUGGGAGGAGCAUGUGACCCAGGGCAUGGGCCCGCCAUUCAAUCCGGACGACUACGCGGCCGGCUGCCACCAUGGGCUCGUAGCCGACCGGGCGCUGGCCGCCAUGGACGGGGACGGGGCCCCACGGGCGGACUGCCGGGAGAGGUGCUCCUCCCUGCCGGACCAGCCCCGCCGGGGCCCCAAGGGUGUGGACGGACCCCAGGACCUCGGCGGCCGCGACCAGGCCGGAGGCCUGGAGGCCAGCACGGAGACGCUGGUCCACGUGUCCGACGGGGAGGACGGGCCGGAGCCCGGACCGGACGUCGGGCCACCCCCAGUGGAGGAUGUGGGCGUGGAAGCGAACCGGGCGUCUCCGCCAGGGCCCCCGAGCGGGAACCCCGAGGCCUCAAGGGCUCGGCCUGACGUGAAGACCGGACGCCGGGCCGUAGAGGCCCCCGAGCCCAGCCUCGGGGGGCUCCCCUCGGCCCCCUCCGGCACCAGGACGUCACCCGGGAACGGUCUGGACGAGAGCGGCUUCCUAGACGGGCGAGCGGGCCCUCCGGACGGGCACGUGGCCGAGGUCGGCGACGGGGAGGGCGGGCCCGGCCUGGAGCCGGCCCACGGCCCCGUGAGGCUGCGCAAGAGGAAGGAAUCGGGCAGGGAAGACCGCCGCUGUUCUCGCCUGGACUCCAUGGUCCUCCUCAUCAUGAAACUGGACCAACUGGACCAGGACAUCGAGAGCGCCCUCAGCGCCAGCUCCUCGCCGCCCGGCUCCUCGCCCCCUGGCACCUCACCAUCGGGCACACCCACGUGCCCGCGGCGCCACGCCCCGGCCUCGACGGCGGUUUCAGAGAAGGAGAAGUCUGAAAUCGAGGCCAAGGAGGCUUGUGAUUGGCUGCGGGCGACGGGCUUCCCUCAGUACGCCCAGCUGUACGAAGAUCUCCUGUUUCCCGUGGACGUCGCGUCGGUCAAGAGGGAGCACGACUUCCUGGAUCGGGAUGCCAUCGAGGCCUUGUGCAGGCGCCUGAACACCUUGAACAAAUGUGCAGUGAUGAAACUGGAAAUCAGCAGACACAGGAAGAGGAGCGAGGACUCGGACGAGGACGAGCCCUGCGCCAUCAGCGGCAGGUGGACGUUCCAGCGGGACAGCAAGCGGUGGUCUCGGCUGGACGAGUUGGACGCCUUCGCCGCCGCGGGGACCCCGCCGCCCCCGCCGGGACCCCCGGGCGACCCCGAGAAGGCGGCGGGCGGGCCCGGUGAGCGCCGGGGAGGCCCGGCCCCGGGGCCCGACCGCCCCUCGCCCCGCGGGCCCGGCGCCAAGGCCGGCGAGAAGAGCGCCAAGUCGAAGACGCGGGGCUUCCUCAAGCGGAUGGAGAGCCUGAAGGCGCGGGGCGGACCCGCGGCCAAGGCCAAGGCCAAGGCCCCUCCCGGGCCCGGCCUGCUCAUCAGCGGGCCGGUCCUGCGCGAGGGGGCCGAGCGGCUGCAGCGGCUGCGGUGCGUGGAGAUCGCGGCCCUGUCCGGGAGUCGAGAGCGGAGCGUGUCCGGCGGGGGCGGCCAUUCGGAGGCGGCCAGCGCGGCCAGCACGCCCAGCCCAGUCGCUCGGACGCGCAGCCUGAGCGCCUGCAGCAAGCGGGCCGGCAUGUACCUGGAGGGCUUCGACCCCUUCAACCAGUCCACCUUCCCCAGCGUCCUGCGCCAGAACCUGGGCGCCCCACGCCGGGACCCCGCCGACCCCAUCUUCUACGUCCCCGAGGACCACAAGCCGGGCACCUUCCCCAAGGCGCUGAGCAACGGCCGGCCGGAGGCCGCGGGGCCCGGCCCGGGGGACGGCGGGCCACGGAGGCACGGCUCGGCCGGCUCGACGGGCAGCCGCCUGAGCGUCUACGACAACGUCCCCGGCCCGGCGGGGGACCUGGGGAUGGGCGACCCGGGGGCGGACGAAGUCUUCCCCGAGCUGGACGACGUCCUUUCACACGUGCGGGGCCUGCAGAGGGCCGUGAACCAGUGGUCGGAGAAGCUGUCGGACGAGGGCGACUCGGACUCGGCCCUGGACUCGGUCUCCCCGUGCCCGUCCUCGCCCCAGCAGACCCGCCCGGACCGGGACGGCCGGCGGACGCCCAGCGACCUGGACAGCACGGGCACCUCGCUGCUGGAGCCCGAGGAGUCGGCCGACCCCCGGGAACGGAGGGACUCCGGGGUCGGGGCCUCGCUGACCCGCUGCGACAGACACCGGCUGCGCUGGUCCAGCUUCCACAGCUCCCACCGGCCCAGCCCGGGCUCCGCGGGCCUGCAGAUCGGCUGCCAGUCUGUCGCCCAGAUGAACCUCCUCCAGAAGUACUCGCUGCUGAAGCUGACGGCCCUGCUGGAGAAGUACACGCCCUCCAACAAGCACGGCUUCAGCUGGGCCGUGCCCAAGUUCAUGAAGAGGAUGAAGGUCCCGGACUACAAGGAGCGCAGCGUGUUCGGGGUACCCCUGCCGGUGAACGUGCAGCGGACCGGCCAGCCCCUGCCCCAGAGCAUCCAGCAGGCCAUGCGCUACCUCCGCAGCCAAUGCCUGGACCAGGUGGGCCUGUUCCGCAAGUCGGGCGUCAAGUCGAGGAUCCAGGCCCUGCGGCAGAUGAACGACGGCCCCGCGGGCGGCGUGAGCUACGAGGGCCAGUCGGCCUACGACGUGGCGGACAUGCUCAAGCAGUAUUUCCGGGACCUCCCCGAGCCGCUCAUGACCAACAAGUUGUCCGAGACCUUCUUGCAGAUCUACCAGUAUGUGCCCAAGGACCAGCGCCUGCCGGCCAUCCAGGCGGCCAUCAUGCUGCUGCCCGACGAGAACAGGGAGGCGCUGCAGACGCUGCUGUACUUCCUGAGCGACGUCACCGCCGCCGUCAAGGAGAACCAGAUGACGCCCACCAACCUGGCCGUCUGCCUGGCGCCUUCCCUCUUCCACCUCAACACUCUCAAGAGGGAGAAUUCUUCUCCGAGGGUCAUGCAGAGGAAGCAGAGCUUGGGCAAACCGGACCAGAAGGACCUGAACGAGAACUUGGCCGCCACGCAGGGGCUGGCCCACAUGAUCGCCGAGUGCAAGAAGCUGUUCCAGGUCCCCGAGGAGAUGAGCCGCUGCCGGAAUUCGUACACGGAGCAGGAGCUGGGCCCCCUGAGCCUGGAGGCGCUGGGCCGGCUGAGCCGCGAGGAGGCCGGAGACUACCGCCACUUCCUCCAGGACUGCGUGGACAGCCUCUUCAAGGAGGUCAAGGACAAGUUCCGCGGCUGGGUCAGCUGCUCCACCGCCGAGCCCGCCGAGCUCUCCUACAAGAAGGUGAGCGAGGGUCCCCCCCUGCGUCUGUGGCGGUCGUCCGUGGAGGUCCCGGCCGGGCCCGAGGCCGUGCUGAACCGGCUGCUGAAGGAGCAGCGUCUCUGGGACGUGGACCUCCUGGACGCCAGGGUCAUCGAGACGCUGGACAGCCACACGGACAUCUACCAGUUCGUGCAGAGCAGCAUGGCCCCGCACCCCGCCCGCGACUACGUCGUCCUCAGAACAUGGAGGACCAACCUCCCCAAGGGAGCCUGCGCGCUGCUGCUCACCUCCGUGGACCACGACCGGGCGCCCGAGGCCGGGGUCCGGGUCAACGUGCUCACGUCCAGGUACCUGAUCGAACCCUGCGGCUCGGGGAAGUCCAAACUCACCUACAUGUGCCGGACCGACCUGAGGGGCCACAUGCCAGAGUGGUACACGAAAGCUUUCGGACACUUGUGCGCCGCCGAAGUGGUGAAGAUCCGAGACUCGUUCGGCCCCCGGCACCUCGAGGCCAAGGACGCCAAAGCCAGGUGACCCCGGGCCUUCCGCCGGCCGGAGACCGCGCCGGCCCUUCGCCGAGGGCGAGCGGGUCCGUGCGGAGACGGGCGGGAUGCCCGCCGACGUUCUCGGCAGCGGGCGCCGGUGGCAGGAUUGCUUCUGAGAAGCGCGACUUCAAACUGAGCCGGGGUGUGGAAGGGAUGUGGCGGACGUAUCAGCGUGCGUGAGUGUGUGUGCGCGUGCGGGGGCCGGCCCGUCGGGGCGCACCCUGGGUCCAACCCCCGUGAGAAAUCCAUCGGGUCCCACGCGUCGGGGGUGGGUGGGGA
Molecule: messenger RNA, 4603 nt
Organism: Ornithorhynchus anatinus (platypus)
Lineage: Eukaryota; Metazoa; Chordata; Mammalia; Monotremata; Ornithorhynchidae
Gene: DLC1
Product: DLC1 Rho GTPase activating protein
Exons: 17
Coding region: 486-4313 (1275 amino acids)
Biological process (GO): actin cytoskeleton organization; signal transduction; regulation of Rho protein signal transduction
Cellular component (GO): focal adhesion; membrane raft
Molecular function (GO): lipid binding; protein binding; GTPase activator activity
Source: RefSeq, a predicted model, not a curated record